UCGAAAUUCGUCGCAGUCGGUAAAACUUAAAAUGUGAGGAGUCGCCAAAAGUGUCGGUUGGUGUUAAAAUGACGGAGAGAUGCGCACACUUCUCAUCGUUUUGCUGCUCUACAACGUCGAAGUCAUUGUUUGUUUUUCCAGGUACGGGCAGGGGUAUUUCGGAAGGGCUUCUAAUGGCGCGGAAAGUGACGAUUUGAACGUGCUUCGUAAAGGUGUCAGUGUUACAGGGCGCGUGUUCGUCACGAUGUUCGGCUACCCAUCGAAAUGUGAGAGCAAAGGCAAAUCUCAUUCUUGCACGUUGUCUUUUGCCUGUUGGCUCGUGGGUGGCUCGAGUCGAUCCGGAUGCGGCGCUAGUCCCUGGAUCGUAGCAUGCUGUGAUACGUCUUCCAAAAACAAUCACUUCCCCGGAAACGAACACCUAAUGGAAAACGAAAUAGAAUACAAGGCGGAAUUAAAGAAAAACAAAUUACAUUAUAAUAGUGCAGUUCCAGCAAUACAAAAAAGAAUAGAUGAUUUUAUUGAAGAAGAUGAUAUUAAUGAAGAAUGUGGCAUUUCCUCAGACAGAAUUUUUAGUAAAAGAAUAAUUGGUGGAAAAGAAGCAGCUUUUGGACAAUUUCCAUGGCAAGCUUAUAUUAAAUUGGGGACUUUUCAGUGUGGUGGGGUUUUAGUUUCUAGGAAAUAUGUAGCGACAGCCGCUCAUUGUAUUAUUACAUCAAGACUGAGUGAUAUUCUAGUUUAUUUAGGAGAGUUAGAUACCCAGGAUACUGGCAAAGUGAAGGAAUUAGCUCCGGCUGAAUUACACAGGGUAAAAAAGCGGAUAGUCCAUCCGAGCUUCAAAUACCGCCUGACACAGCCAGACAGAUACGAUCUGGCUUUGCUGGAACUCGUGACAGAGACCAACUAUUCCUUCCACAUUUCGCCCAUUUGUCUACCCGAGAAAGGUUUAACGUUAGUGGGACGCAAAGCACUGGUGGCUGGAUGGGGCAAAAUACAGCCGUCCAACGAACUGAUGGGUACUAAUAUCUUAAGAAGUGCAUCGGUUCCUAUUUUAGAUAUUAGAGAAUGCAUGCAAUGGCACAAAAUCAAGCAAAUCUUCGUUCAACUGCACGACGAGAUGCUGUGCGCAGGUCACGAGAACGGGCUGCACGACGCUUGCUUGGGGGACUCGGGAGGUCCCCUGAUCGUCCUUGAAAACGGCAGAUGGGUCCUGGCGGGCAUCACCAGUGCCGGGUUUGGUUGCGGCGAGCCGCAUCAACCGGGAAUCUAUCACAGAGUGCCAGUCACCGCUGGCUGGAUUAAGUCCGUUAUUAGAAUGAAUAAUAGAUAG
Brassicogethes aeneus is the source of this 1327-nucleotide messenger RNA. Lineage: Eukaryota; Metazoa; Arthropoda; Insecta; Coleoptera; Nitidulidae. The record is from the annotation of a GenBank genome assembly.